GAACGGAGCGGAAAGUGACGAGCGCAACAGCCAGCCCCACCUUAUGACGUAAUGCAUGCUCUUCCCCGCCCCCUUGCCCCGACCACGCGCCCGCAUAUUGACGGGGUGGAGGGGGCGGUUCUGGGCGGAAAGCGCCGAACGUUGCCGGAAGGUGCCGAGGCCUGGGGCCGUGGGCGGGGUGACGGCAGUUGCCGUUGGCUGGUCCUGAUGGCUGACUGACAGAUCCGGCGGCAGAAGCAAGCAGAGGGUGGGCAAGUUUGCAAGGACGGCAGCUACCGCACCGGGGGGCUGGGGGGGGGGAAAAAAAGGAAGAAAAGAUUGCAGACCGUCGAUAUGAUGCGCUUCAUGCUGUUGUUCAGCCGACAGGGCAAGCUGAGGCUGCAGAAAUGGUACACCGCAGUCUCAGAAAAGGAGAAGAAGAAACUGGGCCGGGAGUUGAUGCAGAUUGUCCUCGGGCGCAAGCCCAAGAUGUGCAGCUUCCUGGAAUGGAAGGACCUGAAGAUCGUUUACAAGAGGUAUGCCAGCCUUUACUUCUGCUGUGCGAUUGAGGACCAGGACAACGAACUGCUGACACUAGAGCUGAUCCAUCGUUAUGUCGAGUUACUGGACAAAUACUUCGGGAGCGUCUGUGAGUUGGAUAUCAUCUUCAACUUCGAGAAGGCCUAUUUCAUCCUGGACGAGUUUCUUAUGGGAGGUGAAAUUCAGGACACGUCGAAAAAGAACGUGCUGAAGGCCAUCGAACAGGCAGACCUCAUGCAGGAGGACGAUGAGUCUCCACGCAGUGUCCUUGAGGAAAUGGGGCUGGCUUAGCUCUACACGCCUGACAUAUGGCUACAUGGAAAUUGGGGGGUGG
Messenger RNA from Stegostoma tigrinum, 853 nucleotides. RefSeq names its product AP-1 complex subunit sigma-1A. Gene Ontology annotation, biological process: intracellular protein transport; vesicle-mediated transport. The transcript has 5 exons. Lineage: Eukaryota; Metazoa; Chordata; Chondrichthyes; Orectolobiformes; Stegostomatidae. Gene Ontology annotation, molecular function: clathrin-cargo adaptor activity. The coding region runs from base 334 to 810 and encodes 158 amino acids. The record is from RefSeq and is a predicted model, not a curated record. Gene Ontology annotation, cellular component: intracellular membrane-bounded organelle; membrane coat; AP-1 adaptor complex.